This is a messenger RNA of Drosophila ananassae, 7071 nucleotides long. Its product is annotated as flocculation protein FLO11. The record is from RefSeq and is a predicted model, not a curated record. Bases 369 to 5066 code for a protein of 1565 amino acids. The transcript is spliced from 8 exons. NCBI's taxonomy places the organism in Eukaryota, Metazoa, Arthropoda, Insecta, Diptera, Drosophilidae.
UUGUGGCUGUAGUUGAGCUACUCAGUUGAGUGACUGAUAAGUUCAGUUGGAGUUCGCUUGGCGCCGAGAACGGUUUAAUUUGAAAGCGCCCCAUCGAAAUAACUCUCAUAUAGUUUAGCGGGAAUUUUUCAAAAGAAAAAAUAACUAUUUACAAAAAAAAAAAAUUAGAAUAAAACUAUUCAAAUAGAAACUCUUUUUUUUUUCAAGUGCUUUGAAACGAAUUUUCAACGAAAUCCCAAAAAACCCAUACUACUGUAGAUUCUAUAUAUCCUUGGGUGGCCCAUUAAAGGAACAGCCGGUUGAAUGAGAAACCAAACGUUUUGAAGCCUGAAAUAUAAAAAAAAAAAGAAGAGGUAAACGGCUUCGGAAUGGAUGCUCGUCGGCAGAAAAGACUUGGCCAAGCGCCAAUUGCAUCGUUCGAAAAGUCAUUCGAGGACAAUGCCACGACAAAUGCUCAGCAACAGCAACAGCAACAGCAUCACCAUCAGCAUCAGCAUCACCAUGGCAAUCCUGCAGCGAUGAUGGAACAGAGUUUGGGAAAACAGACAACAACGAGGCCAACCACAGAGAUGGCUAACCGGAAUAGAAACAUUCCAAAUACCACCAAUGUAGCAGCCACCGCAACCGCAACCGCAUCCACCUCCUCCUCCUCGUCGUCGUCCAUGUCCAUGUCCUCGGCCACCUGUUCGGCGACCAUUGUCCAGGCCAAGCAGCGUCCGCCGCCCCUGAAAACGGCCACCACCACGGUCACCACCACUCUGGUGUCCAGCAGCGAGGGCGGCCAGCCCCUGCCGCCCAGCGCCCAUGGCGGUGGCGCUGGUAGUGCAGCAGGGGGUGGUGGUGGGACAUACCGGGGCACAGCCACCCUGACCACGCCCUCAACGCCCAGGAUCGAGCUGAGCCGGGCGUCCAGUUCGUCGCAUCACGAGGAGGACAGUCGGGAGAGUAGUCCCGAGAAUGUGUUCGAACAGGUCGGCACUGGCACCCUACAGGAAACAAUCGGUCUCGGCUUUCGGGAGGAGGGCGCCCUCGAGCUGCGCAGCUCCACGGAAGAGCUGUACUUCAUGGAUGCCGAGCAGAAGAAGGAGGAGCAGGAACGCAUCCAGCAGCAGCAGCAGCAGGCCAAGCGCUCCUCACCGCACAUCUUCAAGUUCGACGACCACCAGAGCUACCUGCAGCAGCACCAGCGCAAGGACUCGGCCAGCUCGGAGGUGGCCGCCCUCCUCUGCAUCUCCGGCCGCACCAGUCGCAUCUCCAGUGUCGGCAGCCAGGGAUCUGCCGUCAGUCGCCUGUCGGCCGUCUCCGGCGUCUCCCGCUCCCCCUCGCCGCAUCGCAUGCUCCUCGAGACCUCCUUCUGCGGCCCCAAGCCCGUGGAACUGGCCGGAGCAGCCGGCGGGGCUGGGGCCAGCGGGGGCAGUAGCGCCUCCACGGCGGCCACCUCGGCCCACAGCCAGGGCGAGUGUGUCCCCGGGACGGGCACAGUGGCGGCCAAUGCGGCGUUGCUGGAGCAACUGCUCCUGGCGCGGAAACACGAUCCCACACAGGCGGUCCUGGCCGAGGGCAUUAAGGUCCUGCCACCGGCCCAGCUGCACAGCUCCGCCCCCAGCUCCUCCACGUCGCGUCGCAGCCGGCAGGCCGCCUCGCUGGCCAACGGGGAGCGGGAGUCGAAGUCCGCCGGCAAGCCCACCAUUGGCGCCCAAAGGAGGAGCACCAAGAGCCCCGGCCAGAUGGUGGUGGGCAAGACCGCCAGCGGCACGGAGUACAUCCGGAUCAACCUGCGUCCGGAUCACAUGUACAGCGACAAGGGCAUCGCCGCCAACGAACGGGUCGUGGAGGCGCCCAACCAACUGGCUCCGGUCUACUCCAAGCCCGCCUCCCUGAGCUUACAGGGCGGCGGAGGGGGUGCCGCCGCCGCCUCCGUCAUCGAGGAGAUGCACCUGACCCCGACGGCGAGUCCCAAGACGGGCAAGCGCUUCACCAGCCGCUCCCCCUCCCCGGCCACUGGCCCUGGAGGCGGAGGAGCCUCCGUGUCCCGGAAGAGCUCCUUCAGCUCCCUGUUCCGGCUGGGCAAGGACUCUCCGGACUCACCCCGCGAGACCGCUCGGUCGCGAAGCAAAAGCAAAGACAGACCCUCGACGGCAUCAGGAGGACUGGGCGGGAGUGGAGGCGGAGCAGGCGGUGGCUCCCAGAAUGUGACGCCCAGCAAGCAGAAGUCCGUGCUGGCCAUCUUCAAGCCCGGGAAGCGGGGCAGUCAGAGCAGCAAGAGCUCCUCGCCGGUGGAGUCAAGCGUGGAGCCGGCGCCACCACCACCGCCCCCGGCGCCGGGCUCCUCCGGAUCGGAGAAUCGCAGCCGGCCUCCCUCCCGGCCGGGCUCCAGACUCCGGUACUACGACGAGCCGGUGGAGGGCUACAUCCACAUCCCGCUGCACACGCCUCCGGAGGAGCGAGAGGCCCGCACCCUGCUCCAGGGCAUCCAGCAGCUGGCCAGCGCCGCCCAGGCCUCCGUGGAUCCCUCGCCUCUGCCCUCCCACCGUGUCCUGCCCUCGUCCGCCGUGGCCACCGCCCCUCCGGGCACCCACAUCACGGCCAGCCAACUGGCCGCCGCUGCCGCCGCCCUCCGCCCGGUGGCCCACAAGAAGGUGGCCCAGCGCCCGGAUCUGGACGCCAUACAGUCGCUGCCCAGCCAGGACGAGCCGCCGAUGCCGCCGUCCAACGACCAGACCGGGACUGGGGGGGCCAACUGGAGCCUGGAAGUGCAGCGGCACAGCUCCCAGGACUCGCAGGAGACCACGGCCGAUUCCGUGGGCUCGGUGGUCAGUGCCCGGGCGGCGAAUCUCGCCCAGCAGCGGGAGCAGCAGGCGGAGAUCCAGCGACUGCCCUCCGUGGAGUCCACGCAGAGCGCCUGUGAGCCGAAACUGGUCCACACGGUGGCCACCGUGAAUGCUCCGCAUCCGGACGUGGAGACAGCGGCCGCCAAGGAGCGACGCCGCCUCCUGUUCGCCACACGACUGGGCUCCGGCAGCCAGGAGCAGCUCUUCUCCACCCAGUUCAGCAUCUCGAAGACGGAGAGCCAGUCCAGCCAGCUGUCCGAGCAGGUGGAGCAGCACUCCAGCACCUCGGAGGCGACAGUGGGCGGACCAGUCGGUCCUGAUGGCCUCCAGCGCCAGGGCACCGUCAUCCGGAGAAUAGAACCUUCCAUACCACCACCACCGCCACCCCGCGGGGUGUGCUCCUCCUCCGAGGACGAACCGGAUGCCAAGACGGCCGGCGGCCGGGAGAGCGUGGUGAUGCGCUCCAAGCAGAAGCCAUCGUCCGGGGACGAGGCGCCCGCCGCGGACGUCCGGCACUCGCGGUAUCUGGAGAACUUCAAUGUGCGGCUCAAGCUGCAGGACAACAACCUGCCCGCGGAGGCGGAGGUGCCACCUGGCCAGGCCACCACUGCCGCCAUUCCCAGGAAGCCCAAGCGACAGAGCAUCACGGAAUCAAGACGAGAAACAAGUCAGAGUUCGGGCGGAGCCACGCCCACCACGCCCAUCCCAGCAGCCACCCAGCCCCCGGCUCCAUCCACUUCCAAGGCCACUACCUCCACCACACCAACAACCACUACGGGAGCUGCCACGCCCCCCUCCUCAGUGCCCUGCCACGCCCCGUUGCCGCCAGCUUCCCAGGCCAUGGCAUCGGCGUUGGUGUCCCCGCCGGCGGAACGCCGUAACUCCCAGUCAACGGACGACCACGAGCCGGUGGAGUCGUCGGAGAGCGAACGGGACUCGGACAUGGCCGGCAGCUCAUCCGUGACGACGGCGGUGCCGGCGGGAGACGAGGCAGCCAAGCGGCACCACCACCACCACUUCCCGCGCAACGUGUGCGUCAUCGAGGAGCACGAGAGCACCGGGCUGGUCUCGCAGGAGUCCUUCGACGACGAGCUGCCCUACAUCCCGACCACCCUGCCCGAGGAGCGGGCCCAGGGAGUGCCACUUAUCCCCAUGAGGGAGCGCGCCAACAUGGAGCUGAAGACCUGCCCGGUGGACAGGCCACGGUCCACCACUCCCCUGAAUCCGUCGCACAUCGAGGAGUACUGCACCGGCAUCCCAGUGCCGCAGGAUAACGUCGCAGGCUAUCUUUCCAGCAUAGAUCCCACCAUGUUAUCCACAGGAGGAGGCUCAGCUCUGGGAGGAUCGGAAGCAGGAGGCACUGGAGGAGCACCUGUGCGCGGGGAGAAGCUCCGCAUCAGCCUGCCACGCAAGGAGUCCGCCGGCAAGGAGCGCAUCCAGAGCUCCAAGUCACCACGACGAACCUCCAACGCCAGCGGCAAGUCCUGGUUCGAGUUUGCGGAGGAGGGCCUCCGGGCGAACAACAAUCUGGAGCGCAAGGACUCCGCCAAGCAGCUGCUCCCGGUGGUGACGCCACCGCCCCAGGCGGGCGCCACUCUGGAGGAGCCCAAGCCGAAGGCAUCCACCCAGCGGAAGCUCUCCGGGCACUGGAUCGAUUUCGAGAACAUUCCGGAGAAGCGAAAGCCCGCCAAACGGAUCACGGCCCUGCCCAAGGAGUCACUGGCUGGGGCUGGGGCUGGGGCUGCCUCUGGGGGCACUGCGGUGACCACCACCAGCUCCUCCUCGGCCUGCGGCAGCGGCCAUCGACCCGGUUCCGGACACCAUCACCACCACCACCACCAUCACCAGCAGCAAUCAAAACAGGGGCCGGACGGAGGAGGUGACAAGCUGCACUACAACUACGUGAAGCCGGAGGACUGCCAGUGCGAGUGCCACGAGGCGGAGCGGGACGAGUCGUCGACCACCACGGCCGGGGCAGGAGACACCAGUACUGGGACAGGUACUGGGACCGGUACGGGCAGCGAGUCCCUGCCAUCGGCGGAGCAUGGCGAGGAUAUGUUGCCGCUCCUCGAUCCCGAAACUUCAACGGAGGGCAGGAUAUAUGCGGAUGAGACUCACUCGCUUCUGGGUCACAGUGUCAAAGGAGGUGCUGGUUCAAGGAAUCAAAUGGGAGAGUUCUCUCGCCGGGACAAUGGAUCCAGUUCCCGUAAUCGCAAGUUUCCGGACAGAAAGUAAGCGGCUCUCUCUCUCUCUCUCUCUACAAAGUCAGUAAACUAUAAGGCCAGAAGAGGACUCAAGUCUAGAAUCCUGGUAAUCCUGGUCUAUAUCCUUAAUGUACCUCAAGCAGAGUGGUUGUUUCCUUUCGACUUUCGAUAGUAACUGAUAUCUAAGCCCAUAACGCAUAUUCGAUACGAUACAUAGAGCUCAUGUAUAGGAUAAAUUUUUUUUUAUACAAAAUAUAUUAUAAAAUAUACUAUAUAAUCUAGCUAAAUGGAAAUUACAAUUAAAACUACACUCUACAGGAUACUAGAAUACAAGAUACAAGAUACAAGAUACAUUAUUAGCAAUCCAGAUAGACUCUAGAUAGAGUUCUUUUUCGCUAAUCGUUAUGCUGGCAAUUUUAAAAUAUAUAUACAUAUAUUAUAUACGAUAUACGAUAUAUGAUAUAUGAUAUAUAUAUAUAUGUGAUCUAUAAUGUUGUACGAUCGAGGGAUAAUCCGAUUCUAGCUCUAAGUCGGUGUAUUUGUGUGUAGAUUUGUUAACUCGCUCAGACAAAUCCAGAACCCAUAGACUUACACACUCUGAUCUGAUCUGAUCUGAUCUGAUCCAAGCCCUACUAUUUAAUAAUAUAUAUAUAUCUGAAUCGGAAUCUGAUAAAGAAGUAUCUACAAACGAGUUGUAUUCGUUUCUUCAACUGGUGAUGGUUGCUCAUUCCCCCCACAGACCCCCAAGUAGCCACUCCACACUAUAUAUACUAUAUAUAUUUAUAUAUAAAGAUAUACCUCUGGACUCUACGAUCUAUGAGGGAUCUACCAACGAGUUGUAUUCGUUUUAGAUUCGUUUAGAAGUAGCCCUUAGUUGGACCUAGGACCUAUUAGUUAGUUCGUUGUACAUAUUAAGUCGAAACUAGACCGCAGUAUUUGGACAAAAAGCGCAUUUUUUUUAUUGCGAAAUUAAAUAUUUAUAUGUCAUAUAUAUGUUUAGAAUGAAAAAAAAAUAACUGCCAGCACACAAACAUAUUCUUUUUUCGAAAAUAUUCCAAAAGAUUCGUUGGAUUCUUUAUUCUUUCUGGGGGGGCCGCCACCAAUUCAUGGUUCAUGCGCCAAAGAUAUCACGAACUAAUUCCCUCACUUACCAAAUCAAACUAUAAACUCAAUAAGAAAUGCUAGCUAGUCUUUGAAAUUCCUAAAAAUCUAUUUAUUAUUGAACUUAGCGGACAAUGAAAUAAAGUUAAAUUUAAUAAAUUAAUAUUAAAUCCAACUUUAAGAGAAACUUAUAGGUAAAUUAUACAAAAAAAACAUAAAAACAUAAAUAAUAGCAUGAAAGGGAGCUUUUGCAGGGAACUGAACGAGUUUAACCCCAAAAAAAUCGAAUCGAAUAUCUUAUGGAAGAAAUAAGUACAGAGUUCGAUUCGGGAAGAUUUUCUGUUUAUUUUUUAAUCAAAAUAAUUAUUUUUUGAAUGAAAGUGGUGGAGAAGCACAAAAUGCACGUAUAUAUGUUUUAGUAUAUAGAUGAAUCUUAACAAAUUGUACAAUAACUUCAACAAUAUAUACAUAUAUAAUAAUAUAUUCGCACAUAUUAUAUAGAUGGAAUUAUAUACGGAUAUGUAUAUGCAUUUAAACAUAAGUUUCAUUCCAGCUUCCGAAUCUUGUUUUGAUGAAUACAUUUUUCUUAAUUUUUUUAAUAAAUUUUUUUUUUUAUAUAUUUUAUAACUUAGAAGAUGAAAAAACAAAAGACGAAAAGUUGUUGUUAAAAAAAAAAAUGCAUUUAAAUGAAAAAACAAGACGAUGGAAAGUGGAAGAUGGGAGACGUUUAAUUAAGAAAAAGAAUUAUAAAAUAAUUGUUGUUAUCAAAAUUAAUGCAUUCAUAAUGAAAAACAGAAAAUAAAUUAAUAAAUAUAUAUGCACUCUCGUCAUUUAACGAUUUCAUAUAAACGAAGUGGAUGGAUGCCUUUUUUUGACGAAAAGCAUUCAGAAAGUUAAUUGAAAACUAUUCAUUAAAGUGACAUAAAAAAAAUAAA